Laetiporus sulphureus 93-53 is the source of this 586-nucleotide messenger RNA. RefSeq lists its product as uncharacterized. Gene Ontology annotation, cellular component: COPI vesicle coat. The coding region runs from base 29 to 559 and encodes 176 amino acids. The record is from RefSeq and is a predicted model, not a curated record. NCBI's taxonomy places the organism in Eukaryota, Fungi, Basidiomycota, Agaricomycetes, Polyporales, Laetiporaceae. Gene Ontology annotation, biological process: retrograde vesicle-mediated transport, Golgi to endoplasmic reticulum; intra-Golgi vesicle-mediated transport; intracellular protein transport. The transcript is spliced from 3 exons.
CUUUUCCCUCGCCUUGCUUGGCCCAAGCAUGCUCCGAUUCCUUCUGGCGUUUUACAUCAGCGUCCUCUCCUUCGCUUUUCUCACCCUUUGCUUGUCCACUGUUCUCAUGACCCUCCCUUUGCCCGGUACCGAUACGAUCACAUUGACGUCGUGCACACCUUUACGAACGAGCAAAGAAAUAACAGGAGACAUCAUCCUAUACGACGGGCAGCUGGCAGUGUACAGGCAUUCGCUGGACCUGACCUUUUAUCUUCGUGGCGACUCUGCCGAAAAUGAACUCAUGCUGUACUCUGCGUUGGUCGCGUUCUCCGAUGCAGCUCACAUGCUCUUGUGGAACCAAUCCGAGCCAGCCAUCUUGGAGAAUUCUGACCUCAUGCGAAUAUGCUUGGACCAAACGAUCGAUGAUGGAAUCAUCCUCGAAACCGACCCAGCAGCGAUUGCAUCGCGGGCCAGUCGACCAAAGGCGGACACGAGAGAAAUCUUCAUCAACGAGCAGACAAUCAUGCCGGCAUACCUGACCGCGGAAGAGAAGAUGCAGCAGCGAACAGGGCAGUUGUGAAGUUACGACUCGGACCGGCGGACCCGU